AUGUCCUCCCGUCGCCCGCCCGCGCCAGCGGUCAUCGAGAAGAGGGUGCCCAUGGACGUCAUCAUGCGGGAUUUGAGCGUGACCGAGCUGUUCGUGCAGGACAAGAUGGCGCGCGUCGCCACGCAUGCCCUGUUCCGCGCCCUCGUGACGCAGAUGCAGAGCGUGGUGCCGGACAUCUUGCCCAGGUCGUCGCUGCCAGACACGGUGCGCAUCGAGCGGUCCACCGACCCCGACGAGUCCCAUGUGCUCUUGGAUGGCGGCAUUCUUGUCCGCGCCAACACGCGCACUAGUUCCGUGGUCGAGGUGUUCCCUCGGGGGUGGUCCCCGGCAUCCGUAUUCAUUUCCAGCCACGUCAUCGACCGUGGCAGCACCGGGUCGGCCCUGCUUUGGUUCUGCCAGCAUUCCCGCCUUCUCUGGACUUGCGCCUGGGGGCCCUUCCAUGACAUGUGGAAUAGCAUCAAGAACGCAGCGAAGAAGACGGGCAAGGGCAAGUGGUGGAAGUUGAUCGUCCGUUUCAGCUCCAUUUGCAACCUCAAUCAUGGGCCCUUCCGCAGCGGCGCCUGGGGGAAAGGCAGGCAGACCGCCCUGACAGCGUAUUGCGAGGCGCACGCAGCCGCGUCCUUGGCUUUCCGGGAGGCAGCUUCCAGACAAGCAGCUAUGGACGGUGCGACGGUCGCCUCGGACUCCGACUACGAACGUUGGUGGAAUUUUGUGGGAAGGUUGCCCUCGUGUAUCGAGGCAGGGCCAGUGUGCAAGUUUGCUCGCUGGAUGAGUAUCGAGCAGUGCUGGGAGUAUUAUCGCAAGGAGAUAUGGCUGCUCAAGGAGGUUCUUGUGGAGAUGGACCAGUCGGCCAUGCAGCGGGCUGUGGAGGCCAAUGCGACAGCAAUGCUCGAUGCAGAGUUGGCGGGGCGCAUGACGACGUCUCGCUCCGGCCUGAUCGCAAGGGCUCCCACCUACAUCACCCAAGAGCUGCGCGACGUCAUGGAUAUGUUCAACAUCGCCACUGGGCCCGCCAGGGCAGAGUACAAGUUCCGCGCGGAGGACGUGAAGACACCCCAGGAUGGACUCGCAGAUUCGAUGGGCCUGUUCUUCGGCGGGUGGGAGUUGGAGCUCCUCAAAAUCAUUCGCGCGAGUCUGCAGAGCCCGCGGCACCUGGAUCGAUUAUUCGCCGACGGUGACACGCCCCGUGCCAAUCAGAAUUACGUGGACAUGUGGGACUUCACGUUGAAUCUGCUCUCGGAGAGGGCCGUGAGGAUCAUGCCUGCCGUUUUGGAUUAUCCGCACUGCGCUGUCGCCCUCCUUGCAGAGCGAGAACAGGAGCGAGUGGAGGCGCGCGAGCGGGCGGUCAGAGAUUUUUGGCUACUGGUGGAUGCAGAGAAGCAGUCUUUGACGUCUCCGCGCGCUUGGGAGUUCAUCUUGCAGGACAUUGUGUGGAAGGACAACAUGGUCAUCCGGCUCUUGCUCCACACAGUCUACCAGGAGUGGGUCAACACGGAGGCUGGCCUCUUCGACGUGGGACCACAUACGCAGCACGUGGCGCGGGCGAUGCGCGUCCAUCUGCCAGACGAGAAGCCGCCCGAGGACGUCCACCAACACAUCAGAGACAGGCAGAGGGCCAAGCGCCACACGGUGAUCCCAGUCGCCAGCAUCUUCGACGCCCAGCUCGGCAGCGGAGUGCUGGAGGCGCGCGUGCCCAAUACUGUGUCUGUGUCGGAAGAGGCCGUUGCCGGGUCUGCGUGGCGAAGCAUCUCGGAACGAGCAAAGUCGAAGCAGUCCUACGCGGCGCGACCCAAGGAUUGGCCAGUGGCUUUCAACCAGAUCUUGAACACUAGGCGGGAUUGGCCAUCCCCUGGAGUGGAUGGCAUCAUGAAUGCAUACAUUACCUUCCAGUGGUUGGUGAAUCGGGGCGGCUACCAGCCCCCGCUCCCUGCGCCGACUGCGUCGUGGUGGAGUCGCCUCAUCCCGAAGCAUGCCUUGGUGUUCGACGACGGCCCCGAGGCCUGCCACCUAGUAUGUCUGCGCGCUGGGAACUGGGGUUUCCUAGCCGCGCGGAUGGUGCCAGUGGACGGUGAGCACGUUCGUCUGGAGGCGUCUGCUGGCUCUAUUUCCGUUAGCCACCUGCUCGGGCCUGUCGAGGUGACCACAGAUGUACACCCCGUGUGGUUGCCAGGCGUAGGGGUCGUCCUCCGCCUCGGGGGGAACUGGCAGUCCGCGGUGCACGUCGCGCUGCGGAGUGGCCGGCGCCUGAGCAACUGGGAGUUAAUUUUCCCGCGUUGCUUGCGCUGGAGGCGCCCUCGGCUCCCCUUGCUGUCCUUGGAGCUCUCAGCGCGCUGCAGCUCGUGGAGAGGCUGGCCACCGCGAUCUUCCCAGACGACCGGGGGGCGGUGGUGGGGAUCGUGGAGAGGUACCGCGCGGAGAGAGGGCCAGAGGGUGACGAGGACAUCGUCGAUGAGGAGACGGCCGAACUGA
Messenger RNA from Prorocentrum cordatum, 2469 nucleotides. The record is from the annotation of a GenBank genome assembly. Lineage: Eukaryota; Dinophyceae; Prorocentrales; Prorocentraceae.